Molecule: messenger RNA, 2238 nt
Organism: Harpegnathos saltator (Jerdon's jumping ant)
Lineage: Eukaryota; Metazoa; Arthropoda; Insecta; Hymenoptera; Formicidae
Gene: Rcd5
Product: microspherule protein Rcd5
Exons: 6
Coding region: 198-1616 (472 amino acids)
Biological process (GO): positive regulation of transcription by RNA polymerase II
Cellular component (GO): MLL1 complex; NSL complex; Ino80 complex
Molecular function (GO): G-quadruplex RNA binding; protein binding
Source: RefSeq, a predicted model, not a curated record
AUUAUCUAUGAUGCAUUUUAUCUAAACUAAACUCAACUGUCGUAGUUGGUGUUGAUGUUUCGAUUCGGAGAAAUAAUUACGUGAAAUUACGAGCACACUGCAUUGAAGUGAUCACGACUCGCCCGCAUAUGAGUUGUUAUUAAAAGUGCUUGACGUGUAUUAUGGUUUGACAAUCUCUGUAUUCGUUUUACGUAACAAUGGAUAUAUCCGCUCCAACCGGAGUGAAUCACAGUGGACUUGCUCACAGUACGGAUGGAUUCUUAGGCAUUCCUAUCGAAUCUUCUGCUCUGGAUGUUUUGUCAACUAAACGAAGAAGCUCGUCACGGACAAUAAAACGCAGAAAGUUUGAUGAUGAGCUGGUGGAGACAACGUUUAACUUACAACCACCUGCAACAAGUACCAAGUCAACAUCGAGAUCUCGAACAAUAUCUGUAUCUGCCGGUUCUAUGGAUGUCUUGCCAUCACAAACAUUACCUAGUCCAAUACCAAUACCAACCACCUUAAUACAGUCAGAUAGAUGCAAUCGCAGACCCACUAGACCCAGUGGCUCAAAUGGUCCUGGACGCAAAAACAAGAAGAACAAAAAUCAUGCUCAUUCCAUCAAUGCUACUAAAGAUCUUGGACGAUGGAAACCUACUGAUGACUUAGCAUUGAUCACUGGUGUACAACAAACAAAUGAUUUAAGAAUGGUUCAUCGAGGUACAAAAUUUUCCUGCCGCUUUACAUUACAAGAGAUACAACAGAGAUGGUAUGCUUUAUUAUAUGACAGUGCUAUUUCACGUGUGGCUGUACAAGCUAUGCGUAACUUACAUCCGGAAUUGAUAGCCAGUGUGCAGGCAAGGACAUUGUAUAGCAAGGCAGAGGAAGAUCUCUUGGGUACUAUUAAAUCAACUUCUCAACCAACACUGGAAGCGUUUCAAGAAUUACUUGAAGCAAAUGCACAUGCAUUUUAUCCAGCUAGGACUGCAAAGGCGUUACACAGCCAUUGGCAAUUAAUGAGACAGUAUCACCUAUUACCAGAUCAAACAGUACAAAGCUUACCACGUGGUGAACAUGUAUUGAACUUUUCGGAUGCUGAAGAUAUGAUUAACGACGCGGAAUUAAUAGAACCUAAGGAUGAACUGGUGGAUGCUGAAUUAGCAAUGGCAGACAGAAAGAAUAAGCGAGAAAUUAAAGUAUUAGAAAACGAGCUCGGCCGAUGGCAGGUAUUGGUCGAUAGUGUAACAAAUAACAAUCCAGCAGAUUUCGAUAACCAAACCUUAGCCAUUCUAAGAGGAAGACUUGUCAGAUAUCUCAUGAGAUCUAGAGAGAUAACCGUAGGACGUACUACUAAGGACCAUACUGUUGAUGUAGAUCUUACUUUAGAAGGUCCAGCCUGGAAAGUUUCACGUCGACAAGGCACUAUUCGUUUAAGGAACAAUGGAGACUUCUUCCUGUCGUCCGAAGGGAAACGGCCGAUUUUUGUGGAUAGCAGACCAAUUCUGGCUGGCAAUAAGAUAAAAUUAAAUAACAAUAGCAUACUAGAAGUUGCAGGAUUGAGAUUCAUAUUUUUAAUAAACCAGGAACUUAUUUCUGUGAUACGACAAGAGGCUGUAAAGUUAAAUUUAAACCCUUGAAACAUUUUAGAAAAGGCAAAUGACAAUAUCUGAUACCGUGGAUUACGUUUGUAAACACAAAACCACAGUUUAUGGUAAAAUACUCCUCUCAGACUUAAUCUACUUUUUACAUUUGAGUAUAGCAAGUAUACAUAUAUAUAUAUAUAUAUAUUGUAGUAUCUCAUAUUCACUUGUAUAUAUCUAUAAUUGUUUACAUAACUGAUACGACAUAACUGACACGAAAUACAUAAGCAUACUUUUUUUAUGAAAAGUUAUUUUUCUAGAGUAAAUCAAAGGCUUAUGAAACUUGAAAAAUAGCGUACAUUUAAUAAUGCAAUAUAUUUUAAGAACUUGGACUUGUGCAUAUUCUCUAUCUUGAAAACGAAUUUUUAUAUUUUUGCCAUUAUAUAUAUAUAUAAUAUGAUGUGUAUGUGUGUGUGCACACAAUAUUCAAAUUCAUUUGCAUUCUUAGUGUUGAUAAGUUGCAACUACUUCCAUGUAAAAACAAGCAAUAAUAUAUAAUAUUUUGAGGUGUAUGAUGCAAGUUUUAAAAAUUCACACAAGUGACAUGUAAUAAUUUGCAUGUAUCUCUGUAAAAAAAUAAAUUAUGAUAUGCCAGGCCGAAUACAUCCUUUCAUUUGUC